AUGGACUCAGCCACCCCCUGCAUCAAGGCCAUCAGUCCUAGCGAAGGGUGGACGACGGGAGGUGCCACCGUCAUCAUCAUCGGGGACAACUUCUUCGAUGGGCUGCAGGUCAUCUUCGGCACAAUGCUGGUCUGGAGCGAGCUGAUCACCCCCCAUGCUAUCCGCGUACAGACCCCGCCCCGGCACAUCCCUGGCGUGGUGGAGGUCACCCUCUCCUACAAGUCCAAACAGUUUUGCAAAGGCACCCCCGGGAGGUUCAUCUAUACAGCCCUGAAUGAGCCCACCAUCGACUACGGCUUCCAGCGGCUGCAGAAGGUCAUCCCACGGCACCCUGGCGACCCCGAGCGCUUACCCAAGGAAGUCAUCCUGAAGAGGGCAGCCGACCUAGUAGAAGCUCUGUACGGGAUGCCACACAACAACCAGGAGAUCAUCCUAAAACGGGCAGCGGACAUUGCGGAGGCGCUCUACAAUGUGCCGAGGAACCACAACCAGCUGCCGGGCCUGGCCAACAGCUCUGUCCAUGCCGGCAUGAUGGGGGUCAAUUCCUUCCCGGGCCAGCUGGCAGUCAACGUGUCCGAGUCCACUCAAGCCUCUAACCAAGGCUUCAGCCGGAACACGAGCAGCGUCUCCCCCCACGGAUACGUGCCCAGCUCCACACCACAGCAGACCAGCUAUACCUCCGUCGCCACCAGCAUGGAUGGCUACGGUAACACAGGCAUGUCCACGCUGGGCGGCUCGCCCAACUUCCUCAACGGCUCCGCUGCCAACUCGCCCUAUGCCAUUGUGCCCUCCAGCCCCACCAUGGCCUCCUCCACCAGCCUGCCCUCCAACUGCAGCAGCUCCUCGGGAAUCUUCUCCUUCUCUCCCGCCAACAUGGUGUCCGCCGUCAAGCAGAAGAGCGCUUUCGCACCCGUGGUGCGGCCCCAGGCCUCUCCGCCGCCCACCUGCACCAGUGCCAACGGCAACGGCCUGCAAGAUCAAUCUUUCGUGGACUCUAGCAAGUACUCAACAGCCGGCUCGUUACAGGGCCUGGCCUUCUCCUGAACGAUUCCUGGGAUGAUCGUCCCUCCGAUGUAGAAGAUUUGUGAAGGGAGGCGGGGACACUGCAACGCCGAGGAUUCCAGCUCUCAAACCCAGGCAUCUGGACAUGAGAAACGGGAACCGUAACUCAGGCCUUUAUUUAAAAACAAAAAAAAACAAGGAGUUAUAUUUGGUAAAAACAAAAAAAAAAACAGGGGGAGAGCACUGCAACAACGCGUUCACGUUUUAAAUUCGUAAAAUCUCAUGGAUGCCUGUGAAGAAGCAGGGCGAGGCCACGGACAAGCCUCCCUGCAAAGCCGGACGGGAACCCUAUUUAUUUUGGAAAAAUCUGAUUUCUCCCUGUUGCUUUCUCGUCUAAGUUUUCAUUUAGUUUGAACCUAUUUUUAAGAAUUGUAAUAUACACAAGUGACUCUAUUUCGGUGUAUUUUAUUUAUAAUGUUUAAUUGAGGGAUGGAGCGGAAUGUGACAGAGGCGUGUAGCUUUGUGACUGUGAGAUUCAUUCAUUAGCGAAUUUCUUCUAUCAGGAAUCAGGAAUGAAGACUGAAGUGGUUAAAGGCCCACAGUGGGUCGCACUGCUUAGUCCUUCUGGAAAUGGGAUUUCCGGGGUUGAGCCUCGGAAGGGCCUCCGGAGGGCGCUGUAGGUAGUAAGGGCCGACACACACACACACUGGUCUCUACACUCAUCUCACUGGCCGCUAUCAGGUCAAACAUGGUCGUCAAUUGAUCCUUGGAGUCAUUUACCCGCAGUGCGAUUCUGAUCUCACAGUGUUGCGCUGGCAUGUUCGCCCCAGCACUCCCUGGGGUUUCUCUGUGUGUAUUGCGGCUUGGGGGGGGUGGGGGGGUGGUCAGGGUUUGCCGUAAAUUAACAAAGCCCUUUAUUUUUAACAUUCGCUAUUAUAUCAGUUAAGAAACAAAAAUGCAAUGAACAGGUUGUCAACAUUAUAUGUUGACUUUACAAAUGAGAGGUUUUAUAUUUUUAGUAGCCCUGCGGACGGAUCCUGCUCUACAUGUGGCUGUUUAGGGAAAAUUUUGUUUCUCUUUCAUUUUGUAACGAGACUGUGAUCUUCAUAGUUGGCCUUCUGUGCUUUCUUGCCUCCUAACAAGAACAAACGUUGAAGAAGCGAAAGGAGAGAGUUCCCUCGGGGAAAGUGCAUGAAUAAACGAAGGAAAAAGACUUAUUUUUCGGUAAUCAUGAAGGAGCACUGUUACGUAACACGAGGUCUUUACACUUUGUCCUUUCUUUUCCUAUCCAGCACUAAUAAUCUGCUCAACAAAAGUGUCAAAGACCCCAAAAAAAAUCGGUCGGAUCAUUUCAAUCCUUUAUGUUCUAUAAUUUGUGUAUAUAGUAAUACAUGUUUGUUUUUGUGGUUAGAUUUUUUUUUUGUUUUGCCAAAGCCAUUGUUUUUAAAUAUAUUUAUACAUUAAAACGUCUUAAGGCAGCUUCAGGGUAUGUUUACCAACCGCUAACUUGCAAAUGAUAAAAACAGAGAUGAUGUGGAAUUUCUGGAUACAGUUUUCUGUAAAAUAUCCAUAUAAAUAAUGUAUUUAUCUCUGGAACCUGCGCACCGCCUCUCUCCCCAUGUUGAUUUGUUUGCUCUGUGAUGAAGUGCUGACCUCCUUACUUUACUUGGCAUCUGGCUCUUUCAAUGUGAUAUUGAUUUCUCUCAUUUAGCUUCUCAUUUCUCAUUCAUUUUUGUACCGUUUAAAGCUGCGCUUCCAUGUUUUUUAUUUUUAUUCCCGCACAUGAAAAGCCAUCGUCUAUUUUUGUAUUAUUUGUAAGUUAAUGAAGAGUUUUUUUUCUUUUUUUGGAGUUUUCUUAAUGUAUGGCAAAAAAGUAGCAUCUUAUUCUGAUAGUAUUUAGUUAUGUAGAUUUUAAAAUAUGAAUAUAUGAAUAUCUAUCUUUUUUUUUUUUUUUGCUCUGUGAGGCUAACAGGAGCUCAUACUGUUUUGAAUUAAUAAUAUGCAUGGCUCUUUAAUAUGAGAGUGACAGUUGCAUUCUGUGCGUUGAGACUAGGAAGCCCGUUCUGAGGAAACGCUCUUGAAAAUACUUUCUUUUGGGGAUUCUGCCUUCUGUUCUCGCUGCCGCCCUCCCUUGGUUAUUGAAACCCGCUUCCUCCAUUUCAGUUUUUUCUCACUAUUACAUGAACCAGCAGUUCAGAUGCCUUAACAAUGCAAACCCAUUAGCACCACUGUCGAGGGUCGCCGGGGAGCUCCUGAGAAGAUUUUAUUUUGAAAAAGGGGAUGGGGGCGGGUGGGAUGGGGGGGGGACACGGAUUGAGAUGUUUUCAUGAUCCAGAUUGAUGUUUACCGGCACUCGUUAUUCCUCAUGGCCCAACAAGACAGACCCUGUCGAUCGAUGCACUUGGGGCGGGGGGGGGGGGGGGGGCAGAGCAGGGAGUGAGAGACUCAAGAUCUAUGAUCAAUAUUUAAUGUGUGUUGCAGCUGGGUGGGGUGCAGGGAGUGUGGGGGGCACUGUAUCAUUAAUUUAAGACAAAGCUGGCCUUUUAUUGUCUCUGUGAUUUCUUGUUUUCCUUUAAAUCAGGGUAACUGGAGUAGAAGAGAAAAAUAAAGGCCAUAUUCUUUAAGGCCGUUGAUUGAGGCCGAAUGUUUCCUCGUCUGGCCUGUAAGGACGUGCCUCACCCCCCAACAAGCUCCCCCCGACCCCCAGCAUUCAGCGGGGAAGGCUGGGUCGCGACACCCCUCACCUUAAGCGUUUUAGCGAUUUUAUUGGGCACUUUGAAGCGUGUUUGCGUGUAUCUCCCACAUGGUCCACCCACCCCCCCCCGCCCACCCCCCAAAAAACAAAAUGGCUUUUUAUUUUACAUUGGAGAUAUUGGCUUAAAGUGACAUGCAAAGCAAGGGUCUUGCUGAUGGACCUCUGGGUCAGAAACAAUGGCAAUGUCCUGAGUGGGUACUGGGGGUCUUGGGGGGGGUGGUGUGUGCUUAUUUUUGUUUCAGUUUAAUUUAACACAAUGAAGAGAAUGAGAAUACCUGACGGAGGCUUUGUGUGUGCGCUGUUUCUUCCCCAUGAUGGAGACGGCCAAAGAGGACUGCCGCUGUGUUUGACACAAUCAAGGCUAAAAGCUGGUUUUCUUUCUUCUUCUUUCCACUUUUUUGAUUUUGUUUGUUUGUUUUUUUUUGACUGGUCACACUGAACAGUUCUACUGAAGAGGGAUUAAAACUACUGUAUAGAUUGUUAUCAUUUUUGAUGAACUCUGAGCUGUAAAAUUACUUUUUGACUUUCACAAUAUUUAAUUAAAGUUACUUCUUGUCUGUGA
Brienomyrus brachyistius is the source of this 4319-nucleotide messenger RNA. Its product is annotated as transcription factor COE1-A-like. The record is from RefSeq and is a predicted model, not a curated record. NCBI's taxonomy places the organism in Eukaryota, Metazoa, Chordata, Actinopteri, Osteoglossiformes, Mormyridae. Gene Ontology annotation, molecular function: DNA-binding transcription factor activity, RNA polymerase II-specific; RNA polymerase II cis-regulatory region sequence-specific DNA binding. Gene Ontology annotation, biological process: regulation of transcription by RNA polymerase II. Bases 1 to 1044 code for a protein of 347 amino acids. The transcript is spliced from 10 exons.